Messenger RNA from Bipolaris maydis ATCC 48331, 1239 nucleotides. RefSeq lists its product as uncharacterized. NCBI's taxonomy places the organism in Eukaryota, Fungi, Ascomycota, Dothideomycetes, Pleosporales, Pleosporaceae. The record is from RefSeq and is a predicted model, not a curated record.
AUGGUCUCCACUCGGCGGAGCACCGCAAAUGCAAAACGUUUAAUCGCUGGCACUAAGAAGCCCAAAGUCGCGAAACCAGCUAGCGACACUAUCCAUGUUAAAGAGCCUCGUAGAAAAAAGGCAAAGACCGCAGUAGAGAUCCCGAAAUCAUCCAGUAUUCCACUUUCAACGGUAUUCUCCAUCAGUGAUCAUGAUAUCGAUCACCCUUCACCGAUCACCCUUCACCCGUCGACAGCUACGACCACAAACACGGCCGAAACAAAGAAUCUCUCACCCAACCCUCCUCAUCAACCCCUCUCUUCUGCUUUGCGAAAACUAACCCCGAAGCCCUUUGCCAGCAUGAGCGGUAGCUGCCACGACCCGAUUGUUGUCAACGAGGGCUCGUCACCUCCCCGUCCAACAAUAUGUGAACCGAAACGGAAGAAUCGAGAUGAAAAAACAUCGGAGUCCCACAGGUUCAUAGGGAACAGGCGCAAGGAUUUAUACAGCCAUGGCGCUCGGAGGUCGGGAUUGACGAAUGCGCCUUUUAACAAAAGCACGCGAAACAACCACCAAAGUCACGACAUCUACCGGAGAAUGAAUACAAGGACGGUUUCUGCGCCACACUCCAACCUGAAUGCUUUUCCAGUACAUGGCCCAUUUGACGUUCCUUUCCUGAUGCAACAUGCUCUUCCAACGCAGACAUUCGCAUAUCAACAGAUCCGACCGAGCUUUCCAGUAUCCUACGCUCCGUACCAUCAGUUUCCACCUCCAAUGAUCCCGAACCUCGUGAUUACUCCUCAGAGCGAAGAAACCCUCCGCAGAAAAGUCGUCGAAUAUGUGCGAGACUUUCCCAAAACCAGUGUCCAGUCAAAUGUCAAUCCCCACCAUCUAAUCGAACACACGUUGCUCCUCACAUCUCUCCUCCAGAUAUACCCGCAUUCCAAAAACCAGCAAGGCUUGUGCGAAGACAUACGUACAAUGUUAGCACUACAAAGCCAUAACAUGACGGCAUGGCUGGGCUCCGAGUCUCAGAACAUGCCUAGGCAGAAGGAAAGCAGCAGUGGCAACAGCUAUAUCAACACACAGCCAAAACCCUUGCCGAGUGUCAGUUUGAACGAGGAGGAUAGAGAAGUGAGACGGGCUUUUUCUGCAAGUGCAGGAAUGUGGCAAGACGGCACUGAGAAUGGCGUCGCUGACGUUUUUGGCACUCGAUCCACCUCUUCCCCUGUUGCGAGUCCAAGGGCAAAACCCAACUAG